GGGAAUCCUAUUCAGAUUCCAACUCAUCCCACAAAUAUAUAGUUAUAUACAUUAUGCAUUGAAUCCAUUACCUGAGAAGAGAAGUUUACACAGAUACAUAGUUAUAGAAGGACAUAAACACAGAUAUACUAUACCCACCCCCAUGCAUUGAAUCCAUUACCGGAAAAGGGAAUUCAAUCUGGAUUCCAUCUUAUCACAAAUUCCUCAGAAGAAACCCGACGUGAAAGAACAGAGCAAACGAAGAACAAGAUCAAGGGGGGGAGGGCAGUUUCCUCUGAAACUCCGAGAUUUUCUUGGGGAAAAAAUCGAAACUUUCCGGGAACCCAGAUCCGAGAAAUAUGAAGUUUGGGCGAGAUUUCGAGGGUCAGAUGAUCCAAGAAUGGUGUGAAGCUUACGUCGAUUACCGCGCCCUCAAACUCAUCCUCAAACAGAUUCUCCGCUUCCGACAUCGAGACCCUGCUUUUCGACGCUUUCCUCCUACUCCCCCUCCUCCUCCUCCGGCGCCGCCGUCCUCCACCACCGCCUCCGUAAACAACUCCGCCGGAGGCGGCGGAGGAUUGACGAGGAGGAUCUCUCUCUACCGUGCCUUCAGUGGCCUCACGAACCGAGCCAAAGGGUCACCGAGGAAACGAGACAAGCACAACCACCAUCAUAAUCACCAUUACCAUCUCUUCGACGACGAAGAAGAGCAAGUGAUUCUGAUAACGGAGGACGAGACGGCGAACUAUACGACGACGUUUCUGAACUCGGUUGAUGAUGGCGGAGAACUGGAGGUAAUGUUUUUCCGGCGACUCGACGGAGAGUUCAACAAGGUCGUGAGGUUUUACAAGCAGAAAGUGGAGGAAGUUAUGGAGGAAGCCGACGAACUUAGCAGACAAUUGAAUGUACUCAUUGCUCUCAGAAUCAAAGUGGAGAACCCCAUGGCGAAUCUUCCCGACAUUAAUGGCAUCCACUCUUCCCCCGUUUCUCCAGAACAUCAGAGCAAUAGGGUUCCAGACACUUCACCAAUGGCCACCAUUAAAGAGCAAGAACAAGGCGAAGAAGAGACAUCAGUGGAUGGAAAUCGAAACAAGGGCUUCAAACCAGCUCCAUUGGAAAUGUUAGAUAAUGUAAAGAUCAACAUCAAGCCCGAAACUCCAUUGACGAUGCUCAAAUGCAUGAUUUCGAGCCUUACAUCCAAGCAAACCUUCAGCAAGUCCGAGCUCAGGACAGCAGAGGAGCUUAUGUCCCGUGCCUUUGUCGAGUUUUACCAGAAGCUGAGGUGUCUGAAGAGUUACUGCUUCUUGAAUCAGAUGGGGUUUUCAAAGAUACUGAAGAAGUAUGACAAGAUUACUUCGAGGAAUGCAUCGAAAUCUUACUUACAUGCUGUCGAUAACUCGUACCUGGGCACCAGCGAAGAGGUGUCGAGGCUCAUGUCCCGAGUGGAAGCUACGUAUAUUAAGCAUUUCGCCCAUGGAAAUCACCGGGAAGGAAUGCGAAGUCUGAGGCCGAAAGCAAAGAGGGAAAAGCACAGAAUCACUUACUUUCUCGGCUUCUUGUCAGGAUGCACUGUCUCGCUUGCUAUUGCCAUUAUUGUUCUUGUACAUAUACGGAAUCUGAUGAGCAGUGAGGGUCGGCAUCAAUACAUGGAAAACAUAUUUCCUCUUUACAGCUUGUUUGGGUUGGUUGCACUGCAUUUGCUAAUGUAUGCAGCAGACAUAUACUUCUGGAGGAAAUGCCGGGUGAACUAUCCGUUCAUCUUCGGGUUUGAACAGGGAACUGAACUAGGUUACAGAGAAGUGCUUCUUAUAGGCUCUGGUCUGGCGGUUCUUGCAUUUCUCGGCGUCGUAUCCAAUCUCGACAUGGAAAUGGACCCGAGAACAAAGAGUUUCAGUGUCAUUACUGAACUCGUCCCUCUAGCCCUUCUCAUCAUUUUGACAUCGAUCUUGUUCUGUCCGUUCAAUAUAAUAUAUCGCUCGAGUCGGUAUUACCUCAUCAGAUGCAUCUUCCAUUGUCUUUUAAGUCCUUUGUACAAGGUUGUUCUUCCGGACUUCUUCCUCGCAGAUCAACUCACAAGCCAGGUCCAAGCUUUCAGAAGCUUAUUAUUCUACAUCUGCUACUACGGCUGGGGAGAUUUCAAGAGAAGAUCGAACAAAUGCUACGAGAGUGACGUUUACAGGCGGUUUUACAUCAUCGUCGCCAUUAUCCCCUACUGGUUCCGCUUCGCCCAGUGCAUAAGGAGGAUGCUUGAGGAAAAGAACAAGGACCACGGCCUGAACGCGCUCAAGUAUAUGUCGACGAUAAUCGCGGUGGCAACGAGGACGUUGUUCGAAUGGCGUAAGGGGACGUACUGGUUAACGGUAGCGGCCACGACCUCGAGCAUAGCGACAGUUUUCAACACGGUUUGGGACCUCGUCCACGACUGGGGACUCAUGAACCGUAAUUCCAGGAACCCCUGGCUCCGUGACAAGCUCCUCGUCCCGUACAAGAGCGUCUACUUCGUCGCCAUGGUGGUGAACGUGGUGCUAAGGCUGGCGUGGAUGCAGUCGGUGUUGGGGAUAAGAGAGGCGCCAUUCUUGCACAGAAGGGCAUUGCUCACCGUAGUUGCCAGCUUAGAGAUUCUUCGUCGUGGCAUUUGGAACUUCUUCAGGUUGGAGAAUGAGCAUUUGAACAACGUGGGGAAAUACAGGGCCUUCAAGAACGUGCCUUUGCCUUUUCACUACCAAGAACUUGGAGGAGCAAAGAGAGUGUAACCCUAAACAAAGAAAGAGGAAAGAACCAAAAUUUUGAUCACUUAAUUCUAUAUAUAUAUAUAUAUAUAUAUAUGUAUGUAUACACAUUAUGUUAUACAUUUAUACAUUAUAUAUU
Tarenaya hassleriana is the source of this 2847-nucleotide messenger RNA. RefSeq names its product phosphate transporter PHO1 homolog 9-like. Bases 339 to 2732 code for a protein of 797 amino acids. The record is from RefSeq and is a predicted model, not a curated record. Gene Ontology annotation, molecular function: inositol hexakisphosphate binding. Lineage: Eukaryota; Viridiplantae; Streptophyta; Magnoliopsida; Brassicales; Cleomaceae. The transcript has 14 exons. Gene Ontology annotation, cellular component: Golgi apparatus; plasma membrane; cytoplasm. Gene Ontology annotation, biological process: cellular response to phosphate starvation; phosphate ion transport.